GUGAAGAUUGAAUAAGGGAAAGGGAGAAGGGAUGUGGCACAAGGUGCGACGAAGGAGGCUGGGAGAUGGAUCUUUCAUCAGUUGAAAAUACGUCUCUUUCCGGAGAUUCAACUCACCGACCUUUUGGUUUUUGAUGGGAGACGUAGAUGUACUCACUUCUCAGCCGAGAAUAGAACGUGGCGGUAGAUUCAGAUCACCUCAUCUAGUUUCACGCGACAAUGGUUGUCUAUAUCAUGGGUACGAGGGUAGAACCAGGAAUUGGUGUUGCAGAUGAUCUUGGGAUUUUCCUGGUGAGGGAAACAAGAUGGAGGUGGAAGGCUGCAGAUGGUGUUGCACACGCGGAGGAAUGAGGAUGCAGGAGAAAGCAGGAGAGAGCAGGACAGGAGAGGACAAGAAAGUUGUGGGCGUUGGAGAAAAUAUCCAGAUCAGAUGCAGCAUGCAAGGCAAGGCUCGGAGGGGGAGGCGGCAGUCGCGAUUAUGGGCAGGCCAGCACCAGAUGGACGAAUGUGGGUGAGACGAGAGAUGUCAUCUAACAAGAUUUCCAUUCAGUCAGAGGAGAAUUCAGUGCACUGGACGGCGUCACAAGGCCGUCAGAAUCCGAGGAUGAAGCCAAUGAUGGUUGACCAUGAUGAAGAAUUCGGUGGUGAGAGGUGCGACUUUCUUGAGAUGGAGCAGGGGACGAGCGAGCCAGGGAUGGGGUGUACUGUAGCCAGUGAGAGGCAGUCAAAUGGCGCACGUUGGUCAAGGCUGUGGAUGAUGGGCGAGAGAGGGACAGAGAGAGAUGUGCACGCAGUGGGGAGAGACAGUACGAGUAAUACCAGUAAUCCAGUACCAGUAAUAUUUAGGUGCAAAUGCAUAAUGAUGAGCAUAAUCUAUGAAUGGAGGGGCAGAGCUUGGGUGGAGGAGGGAUAAUUUCCUACAGUAGCUGGCUAGAGGGAGGCUAGAAAACUCACUUAACCUUACCUAGGUUCCCUGUGAAAGGGUCUGCGAACGCCUUCUCU
Mollisia scopiformis is the source of this 1001-nucleotide messenger RNA. RefSeq lists its product as uncharacterized. Lineage: Eukaryota; Fungi; Ascomycota; Leotiomycetes; Helotiales; Mollisiaceae. The transcript has a single exon. The record is from RefSeq and is a predicted model, not a curated record. The coding region runs from base 325 to 912 and encodes 195 amino acids.